Molecule: messenger RNA, 1728 nt
Organism: Diospyros lotus (date-plum)
Lineage: Eukaryota; Viridiplantae; Streptophyta; Magnoliopsida; Ericales; Ebenaceae
Product: protein LAZY 1-like
Exons: 6
Coding region: 1-1347 (448 amino acids)
Biological process (GO): regulation of auxin polar transport; gravitropism
Source: RefSeq, a predicted model, not a curated record
AUGGACGUGGGGCAUACAAAGCUUACUCCAAACCGACAGCUCUAUCUUCAUGGGCUCCUCUAUGGGAAAAGACCUUUCCAUGAUCAUCAGCACAGGCUACUGCUUUCUGAUGGCAGCUCGGAGAAGAGAGUCAUUCCGGCGCUUGAAUCUAUCCACAGACUACACUCUCAAAAUAGAGUUCAGCUUUAUGAUAACAAAACAGCGAUAACAACCGUCUAUAAACCCAUCUUUAUUUUUAAUUUGACAAUCUUGCAGAUAUUGAGCUGGGUGCACCGUAAACUAAGGCAAAAUAGCAUCGAACCAUUCAAAGAAUUCACAAAUGGGAAUUCAUGUGCACACUUCUCAGCUCAGUCUUCAGCUUAUGAACAACAAUACUAUCCAAAGCCAACCUUCAGCCAUGCAAACUCAAGGCAAGUCCAAGGGGGAUGCCAAAAAGUUUCCAGUGAAGAGCUCAAUAACAAGAAAGCGGAGGAGCUUCAUGAAGAAGAUAAAUAUUUUACGAUAAAUACACCUUUUGAUGGCUUUCUCACGAUUGGAACCCUUGGAUCAGAACCGAUCGGCACAGAGCCUUCAACACCAACAUUUCCCAUGCCUUUUGAGAAAACGACCAAGGAAGAAACAGACAUAACUGAGAAUGAUUUGAAGCUUAUCAGUGAUGAGCUGGAGAAGUUCCUUCAAGCUGAAGCUAAAGAGGUGGGUGAUGAAUCACCAGAGAGAAGCAGUCAUGUUAGCAUCAUUACUCUCUGUGAAAAGCAAACUCAAGGCAUGGACACAAAAGAGUGUGGAGAUUCUGCAGUGUGUCCACUGCAGGGAUACCUUUUUAACUCUGCAAUUGAACUGCCUGAAACAAGCACACAGGUAAAGAAAGAAAGGACAUCACUGGAGCAGCUGUUUAACAGGAAUAACAUAGCACCAGAACAUUUCAAAAGUAAAUGUGAGAAAGUGGAGAACCACACCAAGGGAAUAUAUGCUAAGCGUCUAGUCAGGAAGAUGCUAAAAACACUCCAUUGCUCUUCAAAAAGCUGCGCGCCUCCAGCUGCUGAUCCUGUUCCUCCCAAGAGGAAACUCCCCAAGGUUUUAAGAAUGUUCCACAAAAAGGUCCAUCCUGAAAGAUCAACAGCAGAAGAGUUCACAAAAUCACAUGAUUGUGAAAUAGAAAAAUGUUCCAUUAAUGGUGGCUGUAACAAGGGAAAUCUGACUCUGCAGGGCCAACACAACAGAGCUUUGUUUAAUAAGGAAAUCACCAACAUCAACCCAACCAAUAAGAGGCUCAGCAGCAGUGGAUUGACACAGAAAAGGGAGCACUGGAUCAAAACUGAUGCAGACUACCUGGUGUUAGAGCUGUAGAGCAGAAGAAGCUGAAAGAAGUUGCAAUAUGCUCUCAUGCUUUUCAAGUAAGAAGUGUUCAUGUGCCAUUUAAUCUGUAUGCUGGUGACUACUUGGCUAUUUUUAAGUGAUGGAAGUGGUGAUGACAUCAAGUAAAAAGAGAAGAAUAAAAGAGGUGUCCUUCUCUCACCUCACUCAGUGUGAUUAGUUGUGGCUUUCAGGAUUAUAUUUCAGUGCUUGUACUAAAUAGCAUGAACAAAUACAAUUACUGAAAAUGUCCACUAAAUUGUUAGUACUGAUUUUUUUCUUGCUGUUAAUUAAACAAUACUCCAUUGAACAAAUAUGUUAUUGGACUAUCUAAACACAUAACAGAUCUGUCCUAGAACACAACAAGAUAGUAUU